CACCAUUCCGCCUCUUACUCGCGGAUGAAUCGGCACUUGUUGAAUGGCGUCCGUUACUUUACUUGCAGGUGCAACGGUGCAAUUGCAAUUAUCGUGUCGCAUUCCGAUCUCCGAUCAUUGCACUCCCACUCUCACGUGCGUUGUUUUGGUAUUCCGUUUACCGACCAUGUGACCGAUUCGCGAGUGCCCUUUUCGUUUUACCUUUAUAAUCGUGUGUGCAAUUGUCAUCAAUCUGUGAAUUCAUGAAAAAUAGCUAAUUUUACCAUCUACAAGUUAAACGUAUUACCAUCAUCGGCUGUCAUGUAUUUCCUCGUGAAGUUUAAAGAGGGAGAAACUGAGGUCGUGAACGCUACCACCCAUGUGAAAGACUUCAAGAAAUCCAUUAAGUAUCGAGCAGGGGAUACAAUCCGCGUCUUCUGGUCACCUAAGGAAAGCUACACUCCCAACGAUGUCCGAAAAAAGCAAGGACACAUUUUGGAUAUUGACCAGACUGUCUCAUCAAUUGCCUCCGUCAAGAAGUCGAAAGCAGGGAUCAGCGACUCAGAUAUAGAUGAGCAGGACCUUGACUCGAAAACAGGCUACUACGAGGCAGAGCUGCUGCAGAUGGAAGAUACUGAAGAUAAGCUUUUAGAGCAGAUUGAGAGAAAAAGAAUACGUCAACAGUCUGCGAAGCUAAAGGAGGCGAGCGAGAGUGGGCGGAUUUUGAAAGCGAAGUCAAUUAAUAAAUCAUCGAAGAAAACAAACAAUGAAGCGGAACCUAAGAAAGCUGAAUUGAAGAGGCUGAGAGAAUCUUCAUCCCAUGCCAACAUUGAUAAUCUCCUGGGAGAAUGCAGCCAAAGCAAAAAGAAGAAAAUUGUGGCAUUGGCUCCCUCAUCGUCAUCGGAUAGUGGGGAUGAUGUCAUCCUGAAAGGUGAUCUAAAGCAAGUAGAAAAAGAGAGGGAUAAGUGGAAGAAAAGUUGGACCGACGAGAAAACAAAAAACAUUGCUUUAUCAUCUAAAAUAGAGCUCCUUGAAGAGCAACUAAGGACAGCGACAGAAGAAAACAUCAAAUUGAAAGUUGACCUCACCCUUGCAACAAGGAAUCAAAGCACAGUCAUGUCCCCUUUUAAAGUUUCAUCUCCCCUGCGCCAGUCUCCUCGACUGAAAGCCCAGGCUGAAAAGAAGGCAACUACUCCGACAUCCUCAUCAGUCCAUGUGAAGAAAAUAGACUUCGGAACAGAAGAUGGUGUCUCUGAAGCAGCUGUCAAUAGAACAGAAGACGAUGUCCCUGAAGCAGCUGUCGAUAAACAGAAAAUACAGAUGGAAGUCAAUAUUGAUGCAACAACCUCCGCUGAGACAGAAAUCCCUCUUGCAAAGCAAAGUGCAGUUGAAAAGGAAUUCAAAAUAACUGAGGAGCAAUAUGCGUCAAUAAAGAACGGAGUCACCAAAGGAUCCGCUGGAGACUCGCUUUUUGUGAAAAACUUGGCUGUGGCUGUGUUCACUACAGACGUCCUCAUGGUGUCCUCCGUGACGGGCAGUGAGUGCCUUGCCAGAAAGAAUAAGGAGGACAAAGAGCCGCCCAAAGAAAAACUGCCAGAAAAAGGCCUGCAAUUAGUGAAAGAAUUGUUUAUGAAACGUGCCGUGGAAGAGGGGUAUGACGUCACCUCUUCCGAUUACAGAACCAGGGAAAAGAAAGUCCACUCUUACAUCGGGAAGAAAAUUUCCACGCUCAUGAGAAGUUCAAAGAAGAAGUAGAGAGCACCCUGACGUGAUAUGUUU
This is a messenger RNA of Bemisia tabaci, 1758 nucleotides long. The record is from RefSeq and is a predicted model, not a curated record. Lineage: Eukaryota; Metazoa; Arthropoda; Insecta; Hemiptera; Aleyrodidae.